CCCGCGAGUUAUUGAUCACUGCACUUUGACUGCGAGAUGGCGCUUGAGUCGGGUCCGACGAAUACUCUACACUUUCCGAUAAACAUUUUCUGAUUUUAUCUUCGCAAUCAUCUAUAGUACGAUCGUAAACAUUGUUCUUUUAUGGUAUUUAACAAAUUUUAUAAAUCAGGAUGUCAUCCCAAACAGCAUACGUAUCUGACACACUUAGGAUUUUACAUAUACCACCAGAAGUUUCUAAUGAACGGCGUAACGAAUUGUUUAAGAAAUAUGGUGCCAUCAAAACAAGGACUCUGAGACCCUCCAAAAAGUACACAAUAACGUUUGCACAGUUCCAGUCCCAGGAAGUAGCCACAGAAGCAUUGUUACGCUUGCAUCAGAUAAACAUCAAAGGCCAGUUCCUGACCGUUGAAUUUGCCAAAAAGUCUAUAUCGACGGAUAGUGGAGAGAAUGAUGCUGAUGAUGAUAAACCUAUGAAAGAAGAGAGUAAAAAGGAAUCUGUUAAUAGAUCUAAUUUUCAAACGUUUCUACAAAAAUUAAAUAGCUGGACAGUGAACCAAGUUUUCACACAGCCACCGCCACCAGAUAUAAGAUACAAGUAUUCAGCACCGACGAAGGGUACUUUAAUAAGGAUAGCUAUACAAUUGUUAAAAGAACCCGCUUUCUAUACACAGGUUUUACACUUGAUGAACAGAAUGAACUUGCCGCCUCCUUUCGAAGAGUUGGAAGGAGAAUUUCCUGCCCUUAAGGAAGUCUAUGAUAUAGAAAAAUAUAAAGAUAUAUUUAUAAAAGAGAGAUUAUAUGAAAAAAGAAAUCAAGAUGGUAAUGAAGAAUCAGAAGAAGAAGAAUCAGAAAUAGAAUCAGACGAAGAUGACAGUACAAAACCUAUCGAAAUUAUCCCUGCGAAAAGAAAACGACCGCAAUCUACGAAACGUUUAAAAAUUCCGAAGUUUGUUAAUCCUACCAAGCAAGUCACAUCUUCAAGUUCUACACAAAAGGUCGUGAAGCCGGAAGAUAUGUUUGAACCGGUACAACGUGGUGAAACGAAAAACCUUAAAAUUGAACUGAAAGCAGUGGACAAAUUAUUAGGUACCUCAAAUAAAAUAGAAGAUACUAGUUCGGAAAAGGCUGCAGAUGGUGGCUUUGGAUUAAUGUUCCCAGCUUCAAAAUCUACUGAUGCUGUUGAGAACGAUGAAAAGACUGAGGAUAUUCAACAAGAAGUAAUCACAUCUAAACAAUUAGCAGACAAUAGAAUUUCAGCUAAUGAUCAGAGAUUGCUUCCUGUUUUUAAAAAGUAUCAUCCUGGUAAACCGUCCAAUCGGUUGUAUAUAAAAAAUCUUGCAAAGCAAGUUGAAGAUACAGAUCUUCAUUUUAUUUAUCGAAAAUACAUAGUACCUGAAUUAAAAACGGAAUUUGAUUAUGAUGUGCGACUUAUGCAAGAAGGAAGAAUGAAAGGUCAAGCAUUCAUUACAUUGCAAAAUGUAGAACAGGCACAAUUGGCGCUCGAGGAGACGAAUGGUUUUAUUCUGAAAGACAAGCCUAUGGUCGUACAAUUCGCUAAAGCAGCGAAGAAUUAGUACAACUGUUACUUUUUUAUAUUACCAUUGUAUUAUUCGUAAUCAAUGAAGAUUUUAAUUAAAAAACGACUUCUUAUGUUUUCCGA
Molecule: messenger RNA, 1660 nt
Organism: Ceratina calcarata
Lineage: Eukaryota; Metazoa; Arthropoda; Insecta; Hymenoptera; Apidae
Product: RNA-binding protein 40
Exons: 6
Coding region: 171-1574 (467 amino acids)
Biological process (GO): mRNA splicing, via spliceosome
Cellular component (GO): U12-type spliceosomal complex
Molecular function (GO): U12 snRNA binding; pre-mRNA intronic binding
Source: RefSeq, a predicted model, not a curated record